AUGGAGAGAAUCGAAGAGGCGCAAAGAAAGCUUCAAGAAGCGGCUGUUGAAGGAAAUGUCACUUCCUUGCUGGCGUUACUUCAGGAAGAUAAACUUGUUCUUGAUAGAUGUGCUGUUACUUGUGCAUCAGAGAUGCCUCUACACAUAGCAGCCAUGCUUGGACACUUGGAAUUCACAAGAGAAAUUCUUUGUCGAAAGCCUGAAUUGGUCAAAGAGCUAGAUUUCCAUAGAUCAUCUCCACUUCACUUGGCAACAGCAAAAGGUCAACUUGAAGUAGUGAAAGCGUUGUUGUCGGUGAACGCAGAUAUGUGCCUUGCUAAAGAUCGAAAUGGAUGGAGCCCUCUUCAUAUUGCAGUGAUCAAAGACCGAAUUGAUGUCUUGAUCGAGUUAGUUCAAGCCAAACCUGAAGCCAUUCGAACAAGAGGGCAACGAUGUGUAACCAUCCUGCAUCUGUGUGUUAAACACCACCGAUUGGAUGCAUUGAAGCUCUUGGUGGAGACAAUUGAUGACUCUGCAUUCGUAAAUUCAGAGGAUGAUGAAGGCUUAACUAUCCUACACCAAGCAGUUGCUGAUAGAGAAAUUCAGAUCAUAAAUUAUCUCAUCACCGAAACUCUGAUAGAAGUAAAUGCGUUGAACGCAAAUGGCUUCACAGCAUUGGACAUUGUAUUGGCACGGGGCCGAAGAAACAUUGAAGACAUAGACAUUCAAAACACUCUUUUAGAGGCUGGAGCUCUGAGUUCCAAGAAUAUGCCUUCAACAAUGCACGGAUCGAUUGCCAUUAGGGCCAAUAAUAAGAAUCGUGAGAGGAAGAAAAAUUGGCUGGAAGAAAGGCGAAAUGCAUUAAUGGUGGUUGCAUCACUAAUUGCAACCAUGGCUUUCCAAGCUGGAAUUAGUCCACCCAAUGGUAACUGGCAAGAUGACUUACACCCAAUAUCACUGUCACAUGAAGCUGGUCGGUCCAUAAUGGCUGAUAAGUUCCCAGACGAUUAUGCAUUUUUUGUUGGGUACAACACUACAAGUUUUCUAGCAUCCAUUAGUGUGAUCCUAUUAUUGAUAAGUGGGUUACCUUUCAAAUGGAAGAUUUUGAUGUGGAUUCUGAUGAUUAUCAUGUGGAUUGCAAUUAUAGCGACAAUCUUGACAUACUCCAUCUCUUUAUCUUGUUUGUCCAGCCGUCGGGAUGAAAGUACUAAUGCCAAAGUUGGCGCCGGUGCGGCAUUUUAUGGAGUCAUGGGCAUUGUUCUUAUAGGACAUUCCAUCCGUCUCAUACGCAAAAUUGUCAAGUAUGCAAGAAGGUCAAGAGCUAGGAGAUCAGUUGCCAUAAGUCACGCCAACAUUUAA
Molecule: messenger RNA, 1338 nt
Organism: Dovyalis caffra
Lineage: Eukaryota; Viridiplantae; Streptophyta; Magnoliopsida; Malpighiales; Salicaceae
Source: the annotation of a GenBank genome assembly